UUGAAAGUAGAGUUAUGGAAGAAACAAGGCAAGAAGUAAAUACAAGGGAAGACGAUCAAAAACAGUGGGACGAAUCUGCAAGUCUUGAGGCGAGAGAGGCAAGGUCUGUUUUUAACCCCCAGCAAGCUCCAACAAGUUUUCUACAGCAACAAAGCUGCUCAGCUCUGUCAACCCCGCUGCCGACAAUCUGCUCACAAAAUUCUAAUGUGCUACCUCAGAUGCCGGUGUAUCCAACGCCUCGAUUUUACUAUCAAUGUUACGCCCCUCCACCUUACUCCAGACCAAUGUUUGAUCCAUGCGCUUCAUAUCAAGCAUUCUAUCAAAAUGAAGACUUUCGCCCAAAAGAGAAGCGCCGUCGGUGUAGAACAGUUUUCACUCAAGAACAACUCUUCCUUCUCGAGGCUGGAUUCGAUGAGCAAAAAUACCCGGAUGGUAAAUUCCGCCAAGAGAUGGCGGAAAAAACAGGUCUCCCUGAGGACAGAGUUCAAGUCUGGUUUCAAAACAGGCGAGCCAAAGAAAAGCGACUUAUGGAGGAGAAACUUUUCCGUGAAGCGCAACCAGAGAAUGUUACCACAGUGGAACACGAAAGAAGCCGUGUAGUCAGAGCUGACGACGAGAACCAAUCAAUGCUUGAUGCUAGUCUCCAGCCUCACCUCGAGGAAGACGUAAGAGAACUGGACAUAGUAACGACAGAAGUAGAGGCCAGCGGUGUUGUGAAUAAAUUUGGAGGCGAAGGUGAAGUUACAACUCAAACGACGACAGAGGCGCAUCUACCAGACAUCAAUAUCACCACCGUCUUGACUCCAGACCCCCUUACUAAUCCUAGCGUAUCUCGGGUUGAAUCAGCCGAGGCGAGAGUUGAUGGUCAAGUUGACGAGAACCAAGUUUUAAUUACAAUGGACAACUCAGUAAGUUCAUUUGACAAUCUUCCACGACAUCUUUUUGUCAACAACGAUGUUUCAGCCUUCUGUCAGAGCAGUAGCAACGGUGACAAUAAAAUCUUUCAAGGGAAUCCAAAAACUUUGGUGGAUGUUUACCUCGCUGAGGUUAUUCAAACACAAGGAGAAGAAGUCGUCAUUAGCACGGAAGAAACCGAGAUCAUUGGGCCUCAAGCGUGCACGGAAAACAUUGACUUAUUUGAAGGAAGGCGUUCGAAUUCUCCGGAACCAGAAUACAUAAAUCUUUGAGCAUAGAAUUUUAUUUUCAAAUACUACGUGAGACUGUGGUUAUUGCCGAAACUGCUGAACCUAGUAGGUUACGUGGAGAUAGUAUAGGAACAGAUUGUUCUUUUGCAUUAGA
Molecule: messenger RNA, 1299 nt
Organism: Stylophora pistillata
Lineage: Eukaryota; Metazoa; Cnidaria; Anthozoa; Scleractinia; Pocilloporidae
Biological process (GO): regulation of transcription by RNA polymerase II
Cellular component (GO): nucleus
Molecular function (GO): DNA-binding transcription factor activity, RNA polymerase II-specific; RNA polymerase II cis-regulatory region sequence-specific DNA binding
Source: RefSeq, a predicted model, not a curated record